Anthostomella pinea is the source of this 1218-nucleotide messenger RNA. The record is from the annotation of a GenBank genome assembly. Lineage: Eukaryota; Fungi; Ascomycota; Sordariomycetes; Xylariales; Xylariaceae.
AUGGCCACCGACUCGUUGACCAACCUGAUCGCCAACGUGCCCGACUGGUUGAAGCGCCUCGACGACCUCAAUGGCCAGAUCGAGCAACGCCAGCAGGACCUGGCCAAACUCCCCGAGAAUCAGCUUCACUCGUCCGCGAGAUCCACAAAAUCCAUCAGGAAUCGCGGGUCGACCGAGUCCUUGAAGCCCGUCGACGAGGGUGCCGCCUUUCCCAACCCAAACCCCCUGCGCGUGACGACGCCUCCUCCAAACACACAAAACGUCCCUCCACAACCCGUGGACGGUCCCCAGCCGCCCUCCACGCCCGGGAGCGAUCCGAGAACAGGUUCCUCCCUGCUGCGACAGACACAUGAAGUCAGAGAUACAGCACAAAGACGCGCUCGCGCAACCUUACGCAAGCGGCAGAAGACGGAUUCAAUGCUCAGUGGCGAGGUUCCCUCGAUACCAAAGUACAGGACACGGAGGAUGAUAAUCGUCUACUAUGACAGUUAUGUGCAAUCCUUCUUCGAGGAAUUGGUCAAAUUCGUGUCUGCCCAACGCAACGUGCUGCGCAAGGCCAAGAUGGCGGCCAAGGUCGCCAGAAUCAAGCGGUUAGCCGAGCUGGAGAUGCCUGACGACGAUGACGACGAUGAUGCCGGCGAACUCAAGCCGGGUGAUGCCCUGAUUGCUGCAGACCCAAAGGCAUCAGCUUCGCCGCCUACAGAAGCGAGCCCUGAAGAAUUGAAGUUGCGGUACAUGGGUGCGCGCCAGAUGAGACCAGGCUACCGGAAUCCGGCUUUGGCCAUGAUGCACAUGCGCAGACCGGGCGCCUUGAAUGGCGGGUUGGGCAUGUUCAAUGAGAAGGGUGACGUUUGGGAUGAUCUGGACAAAUCUUUGGAAUUCGUGCAGGGCAUGUGCGAACACGCAGCGCAUCAGUUUCUUCGAGACGGCGAUUGCAGCGAUGAGAUCAACAAGAUCAAAUCUCGCCUAGCCGAGGUGAAGAUAGCCGCCGACAAGGAGACCGAUCGCGCCGACGCCGAGAAACCCACCUGCAAAGUCACCGACGCGUCCGAGGCCGGUUCGGUACCAGAGCCCGUCAGGAGCCGCAGCUACCGUCCGAUGGUUAUGCGAAGGGAACUCACCGGUGCGUCAACUCCCACCAAAGCUGCAACUAAGGAAGGCGUCAUGGAGGUCGACGACGAAGGGGUCCACGACAUGGGCGACUUCACCUGUUCAUAG